Sodiomyces alkalinus F11 is the source of this 656-nucleotide messenger RNA. RefSeq lists its product as hypothetical. The transcript is spliced from 3 exons. Gene Ontology annotation, molecular function: monooxygenase activity; flavin adenine dinucleotide binding. Lineage: Eukaryota; Fungi; Ascomycota; Sordariomycetes; Glomerellales; Plectosphaerellaceae. Bases 255 to 656 code for a protein of 133 amino acids. The record is from RefSeq and is a predicted model, not a curated record.
UCCCUGGUUCAUAACCCCUAUUCCACGAUUAAGGAGAUGGUGUCACCAAUACUCCAGGAUCGAAAACCAACCGUAUCAAACUACGCAAAACAAGAUGCAGCGAUCGAUCCCUUCUCUACCACUUGGAUCAUUAACUUAUCCGUUCCAUUGAUCCAUUGAUAAAACCAUUCUUCGAAGACUGCGCGACCAUUGAGGGCGGCUUGCGUUUAAAGAAAGUCGCAGUCGACCGGUCGAACAGGGUCCGGGAGCCGAAAAUGUCCGUGGUUGACUUCCAAGGAACCACCCCCUGGCCCCUGCCUUGCCGUCUUCCUCACUCUGGAGACGUCUCGGCACGGAUUCGGGGCCAUGAGGAGGCCACACUCGGGCGUCGUGCAGUAGGUGUCGAGUAUGGGGAUAAGCCUGGACGUAAGAACUGGGCGGAGCGCCGACAAGCAGAGUCGGAGUGGCAGGACGGAAGAGAGCCGGCUGUUAUCAUUCUCGGUGCUGGACAGGCGGGACUCACCAUCGCAGCCCGCUUGGAGGCUCUCGGGGUGAGCUCCCUCAUAGUCGACCAGAACCAGCGCAUAGGAGACAACUGGAGGAUGCGAUAUCAUCAACUCGUUCUGCACGACCCGGUCUGGUUCCAUCACGGUGGAUCACCUCCCCUACGAGCUUAG